ACUCUUUUAUGAGGGGUCUGGAUUAAACUUUAAUGUGUGGCUAUAACCAAACUUUUGCUUAAAUAAAAAUAAAAAAAUAAAACCUUAACGUUUUUUUUCUUUACAUACAGUGUCUGUGAUUAUUCAUCCAUAUUUUAAACCCCUCAAAUGGGAAACACAGUCUCACAUAAAUUAUUUACAAUUCUCUAUCUUCUCCAUAUUUUAACCCCAAUUUUGCAUGCAGCUUCACCCAAAAUCGUCAAAUCUGUACCUGGAUUUCCCGGCAUUCUCCCAUUUUAUCUUGAAACUGGAUAUGUUGGGGUGGGAGAUAAUGAAGAAGUUCAAUUAUUUUAUUACUUCAUAAAAUCGGAGAGAGAUUAUGAAAGAGACCCACUUAUGGUCUGGCUUACUGGAGGCCCUGGUUGUUCUGCUCUUUCUGGUCUUGUUCUUGAGAUUGGUCCUCUGAUUUUCAAUACUUCAGCUUGCAAUUGGCACUCAGAAGCACCAACAUUUCAGUUAAAUCCAUCUUCUUGGACAAAGAUAGCUAACAUAAUAUUUCUGGAUUCACCUGUUGGCACGGGAUUUUCUUAUGCAACAAAUCCAGAAGGUUACUACAGUGAUGAUAUUACAUCAUCAAGGCAUAUUUAUCAAUUCUUGAGAAAGUGGCUUAUGGACCAUGAUGGAUUCAUGAAUAAUCUUCUUUUCAUUUCUGGUGAUUCCUAUUGUGGCAAGAUUGUUCCUGUUGUUGUCCAAGACAUUUCUAAUGGGAAUAAAGCUGGAUUUCAACCUCUUUUGAAUCUUCAGGGAUAUAUUCUUGGAAAUCCAUUUACAUGGAAGUUUGAUUCGAAGCAAUCAAAAUUGGAUUAUGCUCACCGUGUCUCUCUCUUAUCUGAUGACCUUUAUGAGUCAACCAGACUAAAUUGCGAUGACAGUAAUGAUGAUGUGGAUAAUGUUAAGUGUGCACUUAAUCUUCAAACCGUAUCAUAUAAUCUCGACCCGUUGUUUGAUGCUCAUGUCUUAAGACCUAAAUGUGUAUCACAUCAAACAUGGUGCCAGGAGAGCAUCUACUAUCUCUUGGAAAAUUGGUCUAAUGACAUACAAGUUCGAGCAGCUCUUCACAUUCGAGAGGGUACUAAAAGUUCUUGGAUCAGAUGUAAUAAAACUCUAGCAUAUGAGAACAAUGUUGAGAGCACCUUUGGUUACCAUCAAAAUUUAACACAAGACUAUAUUCGUGCACUGAUCUACAGUGGUGACCAAGACAUGAAAGUAUCAUAUGUUGGAACAUUGGAAUGGAUAAACAUGUUAAAUGUCUCGAUUUCUGAAGAUUGGAGGCCAUGGUUUGUCAAUGGUCAAGUUGCCGGGUAUACUACGAAGUUCUCAAAUGACAAAUAUCAUGUAACAUUUGCAACUGUGAAGGGAGCAGGACAUACUGCUCCAGAGUAUAAGCGUUCUGAAUGCUUCACCAUGCUUUUGAAAUGGUUUGCAAUGCUUCCUCUCUAGUAUGAGAGUACUGGAGAUCGACUCACAAGGCUUGUAUUAUUUGUAAGUAGGGAAAUAAUGUUUUGGGCUUGUAUUAUACGAAGUAUGUCAAUAGUCCUGUAUUUAUUUGAUACACUGAUAACCAGAACAUAAUUAAAAAUGUUUGACAAAGGCCAUUGUUCCUUUAA
This is a messenger RNA of Chenopodium quinoa (quinoa), 1646 nucleotides long. RefSeq names its product serine carboxypeptidase-like 10. The transcript is spliced from 14 exons. Gene Ontology annotation, biological process: secondary metabolic process; proteolysis. NCBI's taxonomy places the organism in Eukaryota, Viridiplantae, Streptophyta, Magnoliopsida, Caryophyllales, Amaranthaceae. Gene Ontology annotation, molecular function: serine-type carboxypeptidase activity; acyltransferase activity, transferring groups other than amino-acyl groups. The record is from RefSeq and is a predicted model, not a curated record. Bases 148 to 1479 code for a protein of 443 amino acids.